AGGUGGCACUAUGCUACUUCGAAGGCAGCCGUAAAGCACCGCCGAAGAAGAAGGCUCGCUUGAAACAUGGGGUUGUCCUGUAGCAGAUAGUUUAUGGUGUCUUCGGUGAAACAUGUCAGUGUUUCAUGAUGAGGUGGAGAUCGAGGACUUUGAGUUAGACGAGGAGACCGACACGUAUUACUUCCCGUGUCCCUGCGGAGACCGCUUCAGCAUAACCAAAGAGGACCUGGAGAACGGGGAGGAGGUGGCCAUGUGUCCCAGCUGUUCCCUCAUCAUUAAAGUCAUCUAUGAUAAGGAGCUGUUCGUGUCAGGAGAAGUGAUCGAGGCUCCGCCGGAGCUCAAACUGCAGCAGGCUCAGUCCUGAAACUGGACUUCAGUGUAAGCUCUAAUCUCUGAGAAGAUCCUGGUGUGUGUCGUGCCCUGCUGGGACAGGUCAGACUCUUGCUGUGAAUUAAUGGAUCGGCUGUUGGAGUUGCUCGUCCAGGAUCCAGAACCCACCCCCUAGGAAUGGGUUCAGUUACCGCAGAGAAAGUCGGCAUGUUCAGCUUCUCGUUGAUGUGGAUUUACUGACUAGUUUAUUAAAUAUUUAUGUUCA
Molecule: messenger RNA, 595 nt
Organism: Nothobranchius furzeri (turquoise killifish)
Lineage: Eukaryota; Metazoa; Chordata; Actinopteri; Cyprinodontiformes; Nothobranchiidae
Gene: dph3
Product: diphthamide biosynthesis 3
Source: RefSeq, a predicted model, not a curated record